Molecule: messenger RNA, 1800 nt
Organism: Callorhinchus milii (elephant shark)
Lineage: Eukaryota; Metazoa; Chordata; Chondrichthyes; Chimaeriformes; Callorhinchidae
Gene: ergic2
Product: ERGIC and golgi 2
Biological process (GO): endoplasmic reticulum to Golgi vesicle-mediated transport; retrograde vesicle-mediated transport, Golgi to endoplasmic reticulum
Cellular component (GO): COPII-coated ER to Golgi transport vesicle; membrane; endoplasmic reticulum
Source: RefSeq, a predicted model, not a curated record
ACUUGAUUUGUGAAGCUGGAAGUGACGGCCUCUUCAUGUAUUUUUGAAAAUGAAACGAAUAAAUAAGAAGACGUUGAAUUUAAUGAGAGAGCUGGAUGCUUUCCCCAAAAUCCCUGAAAGUUACGUUGAAACUUCAACAAGUGGUGGAACAGUUUCUCUAAUUGCUUUUGGCAUCAUAGCUCUGUUAUCUAUAAUGGAAUUCUUUGUGUACCGAGAAACAUGGAUGAAGUAUGAUUACGAAGUAGACAAAGACUUUUCCAGUAAACUGCGAAUCAAUUUAGAUAUUACCGUUUCAAUGAAAUGUCAUUAUAUUGGGGCGGAUGUCUUAGAUUUAGCAGAAACAAUGAUGGCAGCUUCAGAGGGGUUGAAAUAUGAACCAACUAUGUUUGAAUUGUCUCCAUCUCAAAGAAGGUGGCAGAGAGCGCUUGAAAAGGUUCGCAGAAAAGUCCAAGAGGAACAUUCACUGCAAGAUCUUUUAUUCAAAAGUGUCUUUAAAGGCUUUCCUACAGCAUUGCCCCACAGGGAAGAAGAUCUAUCGAAGCCAUAUGAUGCAUGUAGGAUACAUGGACACUUACAUGUCAACAAGGUAGCAGGAAAUUUUCAUAUAACAGUGGGCAAGGCAAUUCCACACCCUCGAGGGCACGCCCAUAUGGCAGCUCUUGUCAGUCAUGAUGUGUACAACUUUUCACAUCGAAUAGACCAUUUUUCUUUUGGAGAACCAAUUCCAGGAAUUAUCAAUCCACUGGAUGGAACGGAAAAAAUAGCAAUAGAUCACAAUCAGAUGUUCCAGUACUUUAUCACAAUUGUGCCAACAAAACUUAACACCCAUAAAUUCUCAGCAGACACUCAUCAGUAUUCAGUCACAGAGCGGGAGCGAGUGAUAAACCAUGCCGCUGGCAGCCAUGGAGUCUCAGGUAUCUUCAUGAAAUACGACAUCAGCUCUCUUAUGGUGACGGUGACUGAGCAGCACAUGCCUCUGGGGCAGUUCCUGGUCAGACUCUGUGGAAUUAUUGGAGGAAUCUUUUCAACAACAGGCAUGCUACAUCGCUUGGUUGGUUUCUCAGUUGAUGUAAUCUGUUGUCGUUUCAAAAUUGGAGCCUACAAACUGAAAUCUGUCACAGUCCUCGAUAGCCAUAUGAACAAUCACAGUCUCACAAUUUCAGAUGGCUUUCAGCAUUAGCCAGAAAAGAGGACUCCAUUCAGUUUACAGUUCAGCAUUGUCCUUCAAUUGUAAAUGCGUGCAAUAGAUAUUGUUGAAUUGCACAGUGUUUUAAAAAGCAGUCAAUUACAAUUGAAUCAUGCGGUAUUAAAUUUUCACCCAAGGAAGUUUGAAGGAGACCACUGAAGACAAGACGUCAGUUGAAAGAUCACUAGUAAAGUUUAUUUGCACGUGAAGAAAAGGCAGCUCCUGUCAUGAACCCUUUUUAAAAUUCUAUUGAGUUUGUGAUGUGAAUAGGGCAGCAGAGGCUUUGUUUUACAGCCUCUUCUGUGCUACUAACGUGUUGGCUCACAGUUAUAAGAUGUAAAAGCAGGUUUAUACCAGAGACUUCUUGUAACCAUAAUAGGAGUAAAUUGAUAUUGACAGUCACACCGCACCGCAGUUUUCUUUCUGAAUAUUAUGAGCUGUGCUUAGAGAGACAAUUUCAUACACACCUUACAAUAUGGGCAUUGUUACUUUUUUUCCUGUUUGCAUACACAGGAUGAAAGGAAACGUGUGAAAUAAGUGGCAGUGCAAGGGGGGAUUUAUUGAUGCGUGCCACUGAUGUAUCUUGUUUAUUAUCUCUAAAGGCUUUCGUCUUG